Bicyclus anynana (squinting bush brown) is the source of this 2202-nucleotide messenger RNA. RefSeq lists its product as uncharacterized. The transcript has a single exon. Lineage: Eukaryota; Metazoa; Arthropoda; Insecta; Lepidoptera; Nymphalidae. The coding region runs from base 1 to 2202 and encodes 733 amino acids. Gene Ontology annotation, molecular function: nucleic acid binding; zinc ion binding. The record is from RefSeq and is a predicted model, not a curated record.
AUGAAAUUGCGAUCAGAUAAAAAUUCUACCCGGGAGGGUCCCGCUAGCGGGGAAUCCCUUGGUGCACCGGAAAGCCAGUGCAUCGGCCCCAUCGUAUACGGGGGGGCCAACUGUCGCAACACAGAGGAGGAGAAUAGGGGGGGGAUUGAAACUGAAAAUGCGCAGGGGGGAGAGGGAGUGGUUGAUAUGGAUUUAGGAUUAGAAGUAAGGAAUAUAAAAAAAGUGGAAGGAACAAAAGAAAUAAGAGAGGAUAAGGAAGACUCUGAGGUUAUGAUGGAGUCAGACUGCAGCAUUAUAAUGAUGAGCAGUAGAGUCAGAUCAGAUUCCGACUCUUCGGUGGUUGCGUCGGGCUCUAGUCGCUUAUGGCAAGGUAUCAAAAGGCCUCGUAUAGAAGAUGAUGAUAAGUCUGCAUCUUCCGACGAGGAUAGAUUGGGGACGCCAAUGCCCAAUGGAAGAGGAAACCAGUCUAAAAUAUUAAAUUAUGACUGGGCCAAAGCAAAAGAGGCCCUCAAGAAAAAAAAAGCAGAGAAAAAAAAGAAAGCUGAAGAUGAGCGCUUAAAGGCAUUAGUCGUGGAUGAAUUUCAGCGCGAGGAGUUCAGACGAAUAAGGUCUGAAGACGGAUUACAGUCCAAAAAUAAGACCGCAGCUCAAAUCCAGAAGCGAGUUGCGGAGGAUGUGGCAUUGAUAAAUAAAAUCGCCAGAAGGUCCUCCAACCUUAAGGGAACAUUUGUGCGUGACCUUAGAGAUGCUGCCGCCUCUAUUCAGGAGGCUGUGGAAGUCCUUAGCUCGCGCACCAUCGCAGAAGAGACUCGCCAGCUGCAGGCUGACAAUGUUCGUCUGCAAGAUGAAAUGGCCGAACUCCGUAAGGAGUUAACCCAACUCAAGGUAGAAAUGGAUAAGGUACGUAAACAGGAGACUACGCACUCUUCUAUCGAUGUACCUGAAGAGCCGCAACCCGUACCUCAUUCACAAAAGAAAGAAAAGGGCCGUCGUACUGCACGGACUCCUACGCAGUCCACAAUGGAUGAAAUCUGUCACACUGUAAUGGUACAGGUCGGAGAUAUGGUUAACGCCCGCCUGGCCUCCUUAGAAGACAGACUUCUUCCAGAGAAGCGUUUGCGUCCACCUUUGUCCGGAGAUACAAAAAGACAGGGCGCGACGGAACAAACAACAAGCAGUAGCCAGAAGCUCACACAGGAUAUGCCACCUACUGAAGAAGGACAACCGGCUAAAUCUUCUUCACGUGAAAAGGAACAGUGGGAGAAAGUAAGACAGAAAAAGAAGAAGAAGAAGCAAAGUGUUUCACCAGAAAGUCCAUCAAUGCAGACGAACGAAGAAUGCAAGCAGCCUGCUAACAAGCCUCGAAAGCUGCGCACUCCGCGUUCAGCAGCUGUUGUUAUAACGCUGCAACCAGGGGCCGAGGAGAAAGGCGCUACAUAUGCUACAGUGUUAAAGGAAGCUAAAGAAAAAAUAGCCCUGUCCGAUCUCGGAAUAACUGCUCUGCGAUUUAGGAAAGCGGCAACUGGAGCGCGCAUCCUAGAACUUCCAGGAGCCUCGAGUGAAAUGUUGGCAGACUCUCUUGCACACAAAUUGAGGGAAGUCAUCAGCGAAGAAUUCCUGCGAGUCUCUAGACCCAUAAAAUGCGUUGACAUGCGCGUUUCGGGUCUAGACGACUCCGUAUCCAGCGAUGAUGUGGUAAAUGCCGUAGCAUUACGUGGAGGCUGCCCCGUCACACAAAUUCGGUUUGGCGAAAUAAAACGGAGCUUUUCGGGUUUAGGAACGCUUUGGUUGCGCUGUCCAGUGUCAGCUGCAAAAAAAGUGACAGAUGGUGGCAGACUACUAGUAGGCUGGGUUUCAGCCCAAAUAAAGAUCCUGGAUGAUCGGCCCCGCCGUUGCUACAGAUGCCUAGAAUCAGGACAUUUAAAAGCACAGUGUAAAGCCGAGAUUGACCGUAGCGAUACUUGUUACCGCUGCGGUCAGGCGGGCCAUAAAGCGAGGGGAUGUUUAGCUGUGCCACACUGCAUAGUAUGUGAAGAUGCUGGUAGAUCGGCAAACCAUUUGGGAGGCAGCAGUGCUUGCAACCAAAGCACCAACACUAAAAAGAAGACCAGUAGAAAGACUGACGAUGGCCCCCGGGCCUCUUCGCAGCCUGCCCGUCCAUCUACAAGUGUGGCCGAAGAUGUUACGAUGUCUGUAGAAUAG